GUACUACCAUCCAAAAUCCAUCUCCUCUACUCAGCAUAUUUAUAUAUCACUCUCCCAUUCUACAUUCCAAACUGCAAAUGAGCAGAUAACAAGAAAAGGAAAAAGACACAACAGAUAAAGAAGAAAUGGCAAAUAAUAAGCCACAUAUUCUAGUCCUCCCUUUCCCUGCACAAGGCCACAUAAAUCCAGCAUUGGAAUUCUCCAAAUGCCUAGCCUCACAUGGUCUAAAAGUGACCAUCAUUUUAACCAGUCGAGCUAGCAAAUCUGCACAAAUUGCAUCGAACAGCUCAAUUUAUGUUGAAACUAUCUCUGAUGGCUCAGAGGAAGGUAAAGAACCAGAAAGCAUCGAAGACUUCUUCAAGCAGUUCAAUGCAGCAGUUUCACAGAACUUGGCCAAGUUCAUUCAAGAACAAAGAGCUACUUGCCCGGCUAAGGUUCUAGUGUAUGACUCUAUCAUUCCAUGCGCUUUGGAUGUAGCACAUCAGGAAGGCCUACUUGGAGCUUCAUUUUUCACUCAGGCUAGUGGUGUUUGUGCUAUUUACUAUCAUAUACACCAAGGGUUGAUAAAAUAUCCUUAUGAAGAUUCGGAGUUAUUCUUGCCUUCCAUGACUCCACUCGAGGUCAACGAUUUACCUUGUUUUUCCUUUAUACCGGAUCCAAACAAUACUGUUGUCAGGCUUCUUGCGGAUCAAUUCUCAAAUCUGGAGGCAGCGGAUUGGAUCUUUAUCAACACGUUCGACAAGCUGGAAAAUGAGGUUCUUAACUGGAUGGUAAGCCGGUGGCCAUUUAAGACUGUUGGACCAACUUUUUCAUUAAUAUACCCUGGAAAGAAACUUAUGACCGAAAAGAACCAUAAGAUUAAUCUAUUCGAACUAAAUUAUGAAGCAAGCAUGAAAUGGCUGGACUCGAGAGAAAAUGGUUCUGUUGUUUAUGUCUCAUUUGGAAGUGUGGCCAACGUCAAAGAACAGCAAAUGGAAGAACUAGCACAGGGACUAAUAUCGAGCAACUGCUAUUUCCUAUGGGUGGUCAGAUCUUCAGAAGAGCAUAAACUUCCGCAAAACUUCACUUCCAUGGCAUCAGAGAAAGGUUUAGUGGUGAAUUGGUGUCCCCAAACUGAAGUCUUGACUCAUCGUGCAGUGGCGUGCUUUAUGACACACUGUGGAUGGAAUUCUACACUUGAGGCAUUGAGUUCUGGGGUUCCACUUAUAGCCAUGCCACAGCUUGUAGAUCAAAUGACCAACGCGAAAUUUAUUGAGGAUGUAUUUAGAGUAGGGCUACGCGCUGAGACAGAUGAAAAUGGGUUAGUUAGAAGAGAAGAAAUUGAAACAUGCAUCAAACAAGUUAUUCAAGGAGAAAAAGGGAAGAAGCUCAUGGAAACUGCUGGUAAGUGGAAGGAAUUGGCUAAAGAGGCCGUGGAUAAAGGUGGAAGUUCUGCUACCAACGUUGAAAUUUUUGUUUCAAAACUUCUGAAUCUGUAACUUGUCCUUUAAAGAUAGUAACUAGGAGUGAAAAUUAUUUCAGAAUUACAGGUAAAGAUUUGGAAAGAACUAGAAAUAAUUGGAGGCCUUAAAAUCCAAACAUAGCUGUUGUUACUUUGACAAAAAGAUAAGUCUCUUUCUUUUCCUCUUGGACUGUUAAAAUCAAUUUGCUGAUGCCAAUAGACAAUGUUGUUUGGGAAGCAAAUGUUUGGUAAGUGUGUUUUCCAAGCUUAUCUCAGCUACUAAAUUUGAGUACUAUUAAUUAAAUGGAAGGACUUCUGCU
Molecule: messenger RNA, 1761 nt
Organism: Olea europaea var. sylvestris
Lineage: Eukaryota; Viridiplantae; Streptophyta; Magnoliopsida; Lamiales; Oleaceae
Product: UDP-glycosyltransferase 74E2-like
Exons: 2
Coding region: 126-1478 (450 amino acids)
Molecular function (GO): UDP-glycosyltransferase activity
Source: RefSeq, a predicted model, not a curated record